AUGCCAGGUAAAAGAGUUUCGUUUAAUAUAGUACAAAUGGUGUAUUACAACUAUUAUGAUGGAAAAACCAUCAGUGAGCUAUCCGAAAUGUUUUGUUUAAGUCGACAAACCAUUUAUAAUAUCAUAAAACGUGCAGAAGAUGAAGGAAGAUUGCAACCAAAUGAAGUAACUGGCCGUCCUCGAAAGUUAUCAGAUCGAAAUAUUCGAUCUUUAUUAAGAAAAGUAGAUGAAAAUCCACGAAUUUCGAUCAGAACCCUUGCGCAUGAACUUAAGGAAGAAAGUGGUGUUACUGUUUCUCAUGAAACAAUGCGGCAAGUUCUGAAAAAAAAAUGA
Teleopsis dalmanni is the source of this 333-nucleotide messenger RNA. RefSeq lists its product as uncharacterized. The transcript has a single exon. NCBI's taxonomy places the organism in Eukaryota, Metazoa, Arthropoda, Insecta, Diptera, Diopsidae. Bases 1 to 333 code for a protein of 110 amino acids. The record is from RefSeq and is a predicted model, not a curated record.